AUGACAGAUUCACUGCGUACUUUAACAACGCCAAUUGACUAUGAUCAAUAUGACACCGAUGAGGAGGCGCCGUUCACUGAAGAAACCCCACUUGCGGCGACUUCAAGAGAUAUAGACGAAGAUGAUAUCUUACCUUUUCCUUCGACAACUAAUAAUAAGGGUAGCUCUUGGGUUACUUUCAAAACCCGGCUUAGAUAUUAUGUUCCGGUCUUCAGUUGGCUGCCAACUUAUUCAUUUCAAACCUUUUGGGGUGACUUUGUUGCCUCGUUGACUGUCACAGCCAUUUUACUGCCUUCGGGUUUAUCUUAUUCUGUAUUGGCAAAAUUACCAGCUGUUCACGGUUUAUAUAGCAUUGUAAUACCUGGAAUAGUUUAUUCUUUUCUUGGAACUUCUAGGCAAUUAGUUAUUGGUCCUGAAGCUCUGGUAUCUAUGCUUGUCGGUUCUUCAAUAGUACAACAACAAGAAUAUUUAGAUUCAAAUGAUCCUGGAACAGCCAUUGUAAUUGCUGGAUUAAUUACAUUUUUUGUGGGCAUCUUGACGCUAAUAAUCGGCAUAUUUAGACUGGGUUUUAUCGAUUCUUUAUUAUCUCGUGCUCUUUUAAGAGGAUUUAUCUCGGCUGUAGCAAUCGUGAUCAUAAUUGAACAAUGUUUAACAAUGACUAUGUUAACGGAACAGGCGACUAGAGCUGGUGUUGGUCAUGCCUCAUCGACCGUAGAAAAACUCAUUUAUAUAGUCACUCAUUUUGAUGGUGUCCAUAUACUUGGACAUAUUCAGGGUGGUGGAUUUCCUUCUUUCCAAAUUCCUAAACCACCACCUAAACUACAUAUACUGGAUUGUUUUGAAACCGCCGUUUUGAUUUCAAUUGUUGGGUUUGUAGAAUCUAUCGUGGUUACCAAAACCUAUGCGACAAAAUAUAAUUAUUCUGUCAGCGCAAAUCGUGAAUUGGUAGCUUUAGGUUCUGCUAAUUUAAUAUGCAGCUUUUUCCAAGGUUUUCCUGCAUAUGGUGGUAUGGCGAGGAGUAGCAUAAAUGAUAGAGCUGGUGCUAAGACACAACUUGCUGGAUUAAUAACCUGCAUUGUUGCAGCGUUAACUUUAAUGCAUGAACUUCCUGAUGACUUGCAUUUCAUGUACAAGAUCAAAGCAUGGAAUGAUUUUGGAUUACUAUUUUUGACUUUCUUUAUCACAAUUUUUGUCUCAAUCGAAUAUGGCACAUUGAUAUCAGUUGCGUUGUCCUUGGUGCUUGUGAUCAAACAUACUACUUAUCCACGUAUCUCCAUAUUG
Messenger RNA from Racocetra persica, 1281 nucleotides. Lineage: Eukaryota; Fungi; Glomeromycota; Glomeromycetes; Diversisporales; Gigasporaceae. The record is from the annotation of a GenBank genome assembly.